Coprinopsis cinerea okayama7#130 is the source of this 657-nucleotide messenger RNA. RefSeq lists its product as hypothetical. The coding region runs from base 1 to 657 and encodes 218 amino acids. The record is from RefSeq and is a predicted model, not a curated record. The transcript has 4 exons. Lineage: Eukaryota; Fungi; Basidiomycota; Agaricomycetes; Agaricales; Psathyrellaceae.
AUGCAGCUCACCCACGUUCUCCCCGCUGUCGUUUUCGCGACCUAUGCCUCAGCCGCUGCCGCUCCUCGCGCCUUGAACCAACUCUUCGCCCGCCAAAUCCCAGAGAUCGACUUUACGGACUUGGGCUCCUCUGUCCCUGCCUCCUGCAGAUCCGACUGCUCAGCUGCGGUCCGUGCACUUAACGGCUGCCAGGAGAUGACGGGCAACGACGCGCUCUCCUGCAUCUGCAGCACCAGGGUGUUCGACUCGUUGCUCCAAUGCUAUCCCUGCAUUAUUGAGGAAACCACCGCGCUGAGCGACGACUAUGCGGAGGCGGCGAUGGAGGGUUUCACUGAGGGUCUUGCUGAAGGCUGCGUUGAAAUGGGAUUCCCUGUGCCCGGGUACGAGGUCCCGGGAGGGUCCCCUGCCCGCCCAGUCGAUGAUGACGACGAGGACUUCUUCGACGACGAGGAAGACGAAACCCCCGCACCCCCGCCGACUCGUACCCGCGCCCCCGCCGGAGAAACCACUCCUACCCGAGUUUCCAGGCCCCCUCCUGUCGAUGACGACGAUGACUCUGAUCGUCCCCAGGAUAUCCUCACUGGAGCUGGUGUCAAGGGUACUUUCAACUUGGGUGUUGCUGCAGUUGCGGCCGCUGGUGCUCUCUUCUUGUUCUAA